UACCAAUGACGUAAAUAAAUAACUAGAUGUCUAACUUCGGGAUUUUUAUAAAAUAAAAGUGAAGCCGAUUUAUUUGUUUACUAUUUUAAUCAGCCAUUAUUAUAUCGGGCAGAAAACAGUAAAUAUCAUAUAUAAUAUAGAGUAAAUUCGCGACAUAAUUUCUUUUACCUUGCUGAAGUAUUUAUUUAAUUCAACUAUUUUCAUCACAAAAUGGUAAAUUCUUGUGCUGCAUAUGGAUGUUCUAAUAGAUACAUAAAAGGUGGCGAGAAAUCCUUUCAUAAAUUUCCUUUUCAAAAUUCUGAAUUAUGUAAAAAAUGGAUUAUUGCUUUGAAACGUGAAAAUUUUCUUCCAUCCAAACACACCUGUAUCUGCAGCGACCAUUUUUUAGAAUCAGACUACAAUUACUGUAUCCCAGAAAAAAAAAAUCUAAUUCUUGAUCAUUAUCAUAAGCCUAUUUUAAAAUGUAAUGCUGUGCCAUCCGUUUUUGUAUUUUCUACAAAUAUUCAAAAGACUAAAAGGAAACUCCCAUCAAUACGAACAUCAGUAAAUUCAUUAUCUAAAUUUAAUUCUUUUUCGAAAAAAACAAAGUUUGAUGUUUGCCCUGUUAUAGACAAACCAAGCAAAGAAAUUAAUUCAACACAUAAUGAUCAGCCAGAAAGCACUAUUGAACAAAAUGACCACACUAGUCAAUUUCCAACACAAUCUAUAAAAUCUUUAUCACCAGCAAAAGAAAAAUUAAAAAAAAGUUAA
Hydra vulgaris (swiftwater hydra) is the source of this 750-nucleotide messenger RNA. RefSeq names its product THAP domain-containing protein 1-like. Lineage: Eukaryota; Metazoa; Cnidaria; Hydrozoa; Anthoathecata; Hydridae. The record is from RefSeq and is a predicted model, not a curated record.